AUACAGAGAACUAAGUCACAAGGCAGGCGUUGUGAAGUUUGUAAUAAGAUUAUUCUGCUUGUUAAAUUUGUAAUCAUAUUUAAUGCAAUAACAUAAUCAUGGGGACAUUAAGACGUAUUGUAGUUAUGGCCAUAAUCCAAAGCAUAGCAUUUGGUAGUUAUAUUAUUAAUAUAGAUCCAUCUAAAGACAGAAAGCCACUUAAACAUUUCUGGAAAAGCACAGGAUUUUGCCCUCCUUUACCACACGACCAAUCAGAAAACUAUUUUCUUGGCAAAGAUCAGAGACUGAACUUGGCUUACAUUUCUUCGGUACCUCAGGGAGGCAUUGUGCAAGUGCGCACACAUUGGUUACUGGAUCUUGUCACAGUUUCUAGAACUUUUUCUGGAAUACCUUCAUAUGAUUUCAGAAAACUGGACACAUUUAUGGAUCUUCUUAUGCAAAAUGGUUUGGUACCAGGUUUUGAACUGAUGGGAAGUCCUUCUGGAUACUUCACAGAUUUUGAAGAUAAAAGACAGGUUUUAGAGUGGAAGAAUCUUAUCUUCUUGAUAGCAAAGCGAUACAUAGAAAGAUAUGGACUUGAACAUGUUUCCAAAUGGAACUUUGAAACUUGGAAUGAACCAGAUAAUCAUGAUUUUGAUAAUGUUACAAUGAGUAUAGAAGGGUUUCUUAAUUAUUAUGAUGCUAGCUCUGAAGGUCUGAAAAAAGCUAGUUCACAAUUAAAAUUUGGAGGACCAGGUGAUUCGUGCAGGUCGCUUCCAAGGUCACCCAUUUGCUGGAAUCUUCUGAGUCAUUGCUAUAAUGGAACAAACAUAUUUACUGGAGAAAAUGGGGUGAGGCUGGACUACAUAGCUGUGCAUAAAAAGGGUGGAGGAAGCUCUCUUCGCAUAUUAGAGCAAGAAAUUGACACUGUGCAUGAAAUUCAAGGACGCUUCCCACAAUUUAAAUCGCUUCCAAUAUAUAAUGAUGAGGCAGAUCCUCUAGUGGGAUGGUCCAACCCACAGUCUUGGAGAGGAGAUGUCACUUAUGCAGCUAUGGUAGUAAAGGUAAUAGAUCAACAUCAAGCUCUGCUCUUGUCCAAUGAAAGUAACAGUAUUAACUACACCUUGCUAAGUAACGAUAAUGCCUUCCUGAACUAUUACCCUCACUACUUUACUCAGAGGACGUUGACAGCAAGAUUCCAGAUGAACAAUACUAAACCUCCCCAUGUCCAGAUGGUGAGAAAACCAGUGUUAACGGUAAUGGGCUUGCUGGCAUUAUUAGGGGAAAUAGAAUCUUUUACAGAAAUAUUUAUUGAUGGCGAAAAAGCUGGCAAUGACAGCAUCGUUGGAGUAAUAGCCAGUUUACAUGAGCCAGAGAAGGAGGACAAGUCAGAUAGCUGGCAAUCUGCAAUACUCAUUUAUGUUUCUAAUGAUAAUAGAACAUCGCCUGAUGUAAAUUAUCUAUCUGUAAACCUUACAAAUUUUCCAAAAUCUGAAGACCUUGUAUAUGUUACAUAUUAUAUUGACAACAAUUUGACCAACCCAUUUUUGACAUGGCAGAAGGCUGGAAGCCCAGACUUCCCAACAGUUAAUCAGUUCCGCUUAAUAAGGAAUGCAGAGGAUCCUGUGGCGAAAGGCCCUACCGCUUUUCCUAAAGAUGGAAAUUUGAUUCUAAAAAUGGAACUUCCUGUUCCCUCUGUAAUCCUUAUUCACAUCUGUGAAAGACCUCAAUCUCCUCCUAAUAAGGUAACUGGUCUGUACUUUCUUUCCCUGACCAGUGGACAGGUAGCAGUGAUUUGGAGUGAUGAAUAUAUAUUGACCAGGUGUUUGAAAACUUAUGAAGUAGAAUUUUCAAAGGAUGGCUCUGUUUACAGAAGAAUUAAUGAAAAAGAUAUCAUCUUUACACUGUUUGUAUACAGUCCAGAUAGUGCAAAGGUAUCUGGCUCAUACAGGGUACGUGCCGUCAACUAUUGGGGAAUUCCAGGACCUUAUUGUUUUCCAGAAAAAUACAGAGAAAUUUCUCACAACAAUUGAAAUUAAUUCUCAGUUUCUGAAUGUUUACUUUAUCAAUAAAGGUUGACAGAAGACUUAAAUGUACAUAUUAAAUAGAGUAUUUUAAAUAAAGAAACAUGAAACUUUUGGAAUUUCUAAA
Messenger RNA from Bombina bombina (fire-bellied toad), 2130 nucleotides. RefSeq names its product alpha-L-iduronidase (gene IDUA). Lineage: Eukaryota; Metazoa; Chordata; Amphibia; Anura; Bombinatoridae. Gene Ontology annotation, molecular function: L-iduronidase activity. The coding region runs from base 99 to 2012 and encodes 637 amino acids. The record is from RefSeq and is a predicted model, not a curated record. Gene Ontology annotation, biological process: carbohydrate metabolic process. The transcript is spliced from 14 exons.